Messenger RNA from Candidula unifasciata, 912 nucleotides. The record is from the annotation of a GenBank genome assembly. Lineage: Eukaryota; Metazoa; Mollusca; Gastropoda; Stylommatophora; Geomitridae.
AUGGUAAACACAGAACACAGACCAGCGCCUGCUGUUGACAUCAUACCCUCUGAAGAGCUGGUCCAAUACAUUGAUCCCUCCCUACUGACGCUCAACUAUAACGACAUUUUCAUCAGAACUACAAUAAUAUUCGGAUCCUUUUCUUUCUUUGCUUUUGUCUUCCUCUGCGUUCUUGUCACAUGCAACAUAUUCACAUCUCUAAGAAUACUUGGACUAAAAUUCAAAGUAUUUCUCAGCCUAUCGUUCGUAAGAGGCUUGUACGGUCUCUUUGCAAUUGUUCUUGGCUGCUACGCAAUUUUCCAGACAACAAACCUGGACAGGGAUGUAGUGUUUGGGACCAAUGCGACAUCACAAGUAGCAAUGCUUUUAACUGUGGGCUUUUUUAUAUUUGAGCUAUCUGCUGUUAUACUGUCCGACAUUGCUUUUAGGACUUUCUCUUUUAUGCUACUUACCCAUCACGGGCUCGCUUUGAUAGCAUAUACAAUGGCUAUUAUACUCAAUGCAAACUUCUGCUUUGGGUGCAAGGGACUAAUACUGGAAAUGAGUACCCCGUUUUCGUGUUUGUGUUAUGUUCUUCUUAAAGUCAACAUGGAACAUUCUAGAUUGUGGAAAAUCAACCAGGUUAUUCUCGUGCAUACAUUCCACCUGCGAAAUGUAGUGGAAUGCCAUCUGUGGUAUAUUGCCUACACAAAUUGGCAGCAUAUCUACAAUUUCAUGCCUAGUGGAAUCUUUUUCAUGCUGUUUGCUAAUUUGACUCUGAUUACCUUCAUCAUGACACCGUACUGGGGUUACAAGAAAACUCAGCAGCUGUUCAAUCCCGUUGACUGGAACUUCCAGGAAUCAAGAAACACUGAUCACCUGGCUAAUGGAAGUGUCAAACAGAUUGAUCAAGAAAGUAAAAAGGACGAUUAG